AUGUUGCACAAGCUCCAGGAUGAGCCAGCAUCGCCCUUCAAAGGGCGUAAACUCGAGAUCACCGUCUACGAAGGACGUAGCGAUCCACGAAAGGCUGCAACGACCCAGUCUCGGGCGAGAAGCAUCAACCUCGCUCUCUCCAACCGAGGCAUACAAGCCAUGCGAGACGUGUCGUCAGCAAUGGCCGAUCGGUUGCUAUCACAGGCGCUGCCCAUGAAAGGACGCAUGAUCCAUACUUCCUCGGGAGAGCAGCAGUCCCAAGAGUACAGUCUCAAGGGCGAAUGCAUCAAUUCGAUCGAUAGAGCGCUCCUCAAUGCACAACUGCUCGACGAGAUAGAUCAGCUCGACGGCAUCACCCUCAAAUUUGACAGCAAGCUGACUAGCAUCGACUUUGACAAGGGCACGCUCGUCGUGCGCUCAGUCGGUCGCAAAGAAGAGACUGUCUCCUUCGAUACCAUCAUUGGCGCAGAUGGGAGCUUCAGCAAAGUGCGCUCAGAGAUGAUGCGCGUCGUCAGAAUGGACUUUCGACAGUCGUACAUACCACAUGGCUACCUCGAGCUAUCCAUGCCGAGCUCGCCAAAGGGCGAUUUCCUGCUAGACCAUCAGCAUCUCCACAUAUGGCCGCGGCACGACUUUAUGCUCAUCGCCCUCCCCAAUGCAGACAAAUCGUUCACAUGCACGCUCUUUGCCCCGUUCGCGACGCUGGACACUCUUAUCGAGUCAACAAAGAUCUCACGAUGGUUUAAAGAGCAGUUUCCCGACGCGCUGCCGCUCAUCGGUGAAGAGGAAGUCUUGCGCUGCUUCCGAGAUCAUCCGCGCAGUCCGCUCAUCAGCACGAGCUGUCAUCCCUAUCACUACGAAAGCAAAGGGAUCGUGCUCGGCGAUGCAUCCCAUUCGAUGGUGCCCUUCUACGGUCAAGGCAUGAACUGCGGAUUCGAAGAUGUCAGAGUUCUGCGUCAUCUCCUACUUGACGCCUCUACGUCAAGCCAGAGCACCAAGCUCGAGGACCUUCUGCAAAGCGCAUUCGAUAGCUACAGCAGACAGCGCCUGGCGAGUCUGGAAGCCAUCCAGCGAUUGGCGACCAACAACUACGUCGAGAUGCGAUCCAAAGUCAUUUCGCCGACCUAUCUCAUCCGCAAACGACUCGAUGGCAUCCUCGAGCGCGUUCUGGGCGAGACGCGAUGGACGAGUCUCUACAAUAUGGUGACAUUCCGCUGGGAAAUCAACUAUGAAGAGGCCGAGCGCAGGGAAGCAAGACAGCACCGCAUCAUUGAGCGUGCACUCAGUGUCUCCGUCCUUCGACAGCCCUCUCAUCGGCUCACUGAUCUUCACGUUCACGGCGACGGCAAGAUGCGACGCAACGAGCCGCUCGAGCCAGGGCCGUCUCGAGCAGCGCCAGUAGACUUUGAGAUGGCAGAGCGAGUCGGAGAUGCACACUUGCCCCAAGCAGUCGCUCUCUCGGGCUCUACACUGCCCUCUAUGCCUCCUGCAACGGCAACAGCGCCCGUGGACAGCCGUAGCAUCACCUGGCAAGACGAUCGCUCGACUUACAGGAGAAAUCUCGAGGCAAGAGCCGUGACAGAUCCUUUGCGCUCGCCGGGCAUGCUCUCACCACGCUUUAGAGGCUCACCCUUUGGCAUCUCGACGCCUUCGCCCAUCUGGCGGCCGCACGGACGAAACCGUACUCCAAACAAGUCACAGAGCUCAGGUAGCGCUGCAGCAAUGCCCAACGAUGACAUACAGCUGCGAGACAUGCCUCAGCAGUCGCUAGUAGGCGCUAAGUCAAUCGAUGCGAUGGCAAGCCUGCCCGACACCUUUGAGGAAGAUGAAGAAAGCGAUAUCGAAGUCGGACUCGGCAUGGAAGAUUUCCUCGGACCGCCCGCGCUUGACUUGCCCGAUCCAGUCAAUGCAAACCCCGAGCUACGUGCUAGGAGGAAAGAGCGCAAACGUGCCCAAUCGAUGGCGCAAAGGCAGGCCGACAAGUUAGUUGGUCGAAGCGUUGGCUCGCGCCUCAGACAUGCCACGCGUCGACGUCGGGGCUCGUCCGGCUCAUCAGAGUCAUCGGGAGAUGUAUCUGAUCUGAGUGACGCCGCCAAGACACCCAUGGCUGCCCGUCGACGGCCAUCGCAUGCGAGCCUUGCAGAACGCUCGCGACGACGGUCGAGGCGGCCAAGUGUAUCCUCUGCUUCUGUCGCUUCCUCAAACGUCACUUCUAGAUCGUCUAUCUCCUGGCCAGACUGGCGCUUUUGGCGGUCUGGCUCCUCCACAACUGGCUCCUCGAGUACGUCCAAUGACGCAGACUCCACCCGCUCGGGCAAGAGCCGGGCCGCUUCCUGGAGUCCACCAGAACCCGAGUAUACCCUGACCAUACCAAGACUGGCACAGCAACGAGCUGGCCUUACAAAUAUACCCCUGCCGCAUCUGGCGUUUGAUCCUCUCUCAAGCUCGUCCUCGCCCGAUUAUGCUGCAAAGCUAGGUGCGACAGCCCCUCCUUGCUUCGACACGUCCACUUCUGUCACUCUGGACCAUGCUCUCACACGACUUGCCGGCUUCUGGCAGCAACGAGAUCAGGAGGAUGCAAUCGGCGGUGACCUAGGAGCGCAAGCCGGGGAUGAGCCUGUACCGGAGCAGACAAAAGGUCAAAGAAGGCAACGACAAACCAACAGCGGCGCAAUGGCGUGGUGGCUCGACAUCCUCUGCCCAUCCUCAGCUGACAUCAGGCAGCUGCGGAAGAUUCUGCCGCUGCACCCUUUGACGAUCGAAGACAUUUUACAGCAAGAGCCCCGCGAGAAGCUUGAAGUGUUUGAGCGCUUAGGCUACUAUCUCGUCGUCUUUCGAGCGCUCGACGAAACCUACUUCCGCUACAGCGACCUCGCCGACAGCGACGACGAAGCGUCUGACGAUGGCAAGCAAUCCAUUUCCGACGAUGCCACGAUGGACAAUGCAGACGCGAGAAUGCGCGAGAAGGCUAGCAUACUCACCGGCAAUGCUCAGCCAAAGGUGACGGGCAAGACGAUCAAAGGUCGUGGCCGCAUCGACAUCGUUGAGGGUGUUGGUGGAAAAGAGGGUGUUGAGGGUGUCAGCGUGGGAGGAGUCAACUUCUACAUGGUCGUGUUUGCAGAUGGCAUCCUCUCGUUUCAUUUCGAGCAUUUGCACAAACACACACAGCGUGUACAAGAACGGAUACAGCUGCAUGGCGCAACACAGCACAUCACCUCGCAUUGGAUUGCUUACGGCUUGAUGGAUUCGAUCGUAGAUGCGUUCUUUCCGCUGAUCGAUUUCAUCGAGCACGAGUCUGACGAGAUUGACGGCUUUCUCGCGGAUCCAAUCACGAAAGCGCAACAAGCCUACGCACCAAAAGGCGCUUAUCUCGAGUUUUGGAACGAUGGCAAAAUACGCAGCAUCUCCUCGCGUCCCUCUGGCGAGCUCGUUGUCAGGCGCGCAGAGAACGCGUAUCGAUUGUUUUUUAUGCCCAUCGGCAGCAUACCAGACGUUCUCGCUGCCCGAAUCCCCAUGCGUUAUCUCGAAUACACCACUCGGACGGUCAAGUACAUCGUGCCUGCUGAUGCUGACGGUACUCCUCAGAUCUCGAAACGGCAGCUGUGGGCCUUUUGGCCCUUGUCGUGGAUGCUUGGCAGGAAGCAGAUUCGCAAGUCCAAAGCAGUCAAACAGCAGUAUUCAUCGAUGUUCGAUCAGACGGCGAUGCUGCGAAGAAUGACGGAUGCCCGCAAGAUCGUGACUGGCUUGGCUCGACUGCUGUCGACGAAGCGAGAAGUCGUACGCGGUUUGAGACGCAAGGUCAACGAGGCGCGUUUGCUACUUGCUUUGCAGCACUACACCGGCCCAGAUCUCGCGAUCUAUCUUGGCGAUCUCCAAGAUCAUGUCGCCUCCAUGAGCCAAUCGCUGCGCUUCUACGAUGCCAUUCUUUCGCAUGGCCAUCCUGCCUAUCUAGGCACGCUGCGCAUCACACUCGAGGAAACUCACGUGAGGCAAUCGUACAUGAUCGCCCGUCUGUCCGUCGUUGGUCUGACAGUCAUCCCUUGCAAUAUCGUGACUGGCAUCUUCUCUGAAAACAUUUUGACACCACGCAACGGAGAUCGCGAUCAUGUCAUCGAGUACGACAGUGCUGGCAAUCCACUCAAAUACGGAGGCUAUACUUGGUUCGGCUGGGCUAUCUUGAUCCUGAUAGGUAUGACUCUGGCGGUCUGGUAUCUCAUAUAUCGCCUCUUCCGAACCGCUCGAGAUGCGCGCGUCAAGAGACUUUUGCUGGCAGAGCAGCGCCAUGAAGCACACAUGCAGAGCCUUGUUGGAUGA
Mixia osmundae IAM 14324 is the source of this 4314-nucleotide messenger RNA. RefSeq lists its product as uncharacterized. Lineage: Eukaryota; Fungi; Basidiomycota; Mixiomycetes; Mixiales; Mixiaceae. Gene Ontology annotation, molecular function: NAD(P)H oxidase H2O2-forming activity; kynurenine 3-monooxygenase activity; magnesium ion transmembrane transporter activity. Gene Ontology annotation, cellular component: mitochondrial outer membrane. The record is from RefSeq and is a predicted model, not a curated record. Gene Ontology annotation, biological process: magnesium ion transmembrane transport; NAD+ metabolic process; quinolinate biosynthetic process. The transcript has 11 exons. The coding region runs from base 1 to 4314 and encodes 1437 amino acids.